Molecule: messenger RNA, 972 nt
Organism: Lucilia cuprina (Australian sheep blowfly)
Lineage: Eukaryota; Metazoa; Arthropoda; Insecta; Diptera; Calliphoridae
Product: nucleolin
Exons: 2
Coding region: 168-953 (261 amino acids)
Molecular function (GO): RNA binding
Source: RefSeq, a predicted model, not a curated record
UGCAUUGUCAAAAAAAUGUAAACAUUGAGUAAAAUAUCUACUUUUAUUGUUUAUAACUAUUUUGCAGAAAAAUAAUAAAUUUUAAAACUAAACUACUAAAAAUAUUAAAUUAAAAAAAAAUACCUCGAGUUAAAAUACAACCGAUUUAAUAAAAUCCAUUAAACAAAAUGGAUUCUUCAUCGGAUAGUGAUUACUGUGUGGAGGAUUUUGUAAAACCCGAUAAGAUACGAAAACCAGUAAAUGAUGAUUCUGCCGAUUUGUUGGGAAAUUUCGAUGAUGUUAAGAGACAAGAAAUCAUGGAUGGCACCUAUGAGGAUAAAGACAAAAGUGAUGAGGAGGAAACAACAGAAGACGAAUCAGAUAGUGAACAGGAUAAUGAAGACGUCCAACAAGGUGAUGAAGAAAUGAAGGAUUCAACUGAAACUGAUAAGGUAGAAGAAGCAGAUACUACUCCUGUGGGCAAAAAUGGUCUGUCAAAGGCUCAAUUGGAACAAUUAAGAAAGGGUGCCUCAAAAACCAAUCGUUAUGUUUUAUAUGUUACCAAUUUAAGCUUUGACACCCAAAAAGGAGAUUUGGAAGAUCUCUUCAGCACCAAAGGUUCUGUAAGAUCAGUGCGUAUACCUAAACAAAGACGUGGUGGUUUUGCUUUUGUGGAAAUGAAUGAUUUGGAAAGUUAUCAACGUGGUUUCGAACUGCACAAUACUGAAUUGCAGGGACGUUUUAUAAAGGUACAAUUCUCGGAGGCGGGUAAAAAGAAAUCGGCCAAUAAGAAAAAUAUAAUGAAACAGAAAAAUCGAAAAUUAGCAGAAAUGCGUAAUGAACAUAAAACCUUUACAAAGAGUGGCAAGUUUUACGAUAAAAACAUUAAGAAAGAAAUUGCUCAUGUGGUGGAGGCCAGUAAAAGAUGGCGCAAGAAGCCGGGUCCCGGAGGUGGUGCACCAAGACGUAAAUAAAGUUAUGUUUAAAAACAAA